AUGCCUUCCACCAUCACUUUGUUCGCUGUUGGGGUUCUCGCUCCCGUUUGGGGUGUGGCAGCUGCCAAACUUCCUUCUACCGCUCAGAUCAUUGACCAGAAGUCUUUCAACGUUCUGAAGGAUGUGCCACCUCCUGCUGUGGCCAACGACACACUGGUCUUUACCUGGCCCGGAGUGACUGAGGACUCUCUUCUUGAGAAGCCCUUCCACGUCUACGAUGAAGAGUUCUACGACGUUAUUGGAAAGGACCCCUCUCUGACCCUCAUCGCAACCUCCGACACAGACCCCAUCUUCCAUGAGGCUGUCGUCUGGUACCCUCCCACCGAAGAAGUCUUCUUUGUCCAGAACGCAGGCGCCCCUGCUGCUGGAACAGGAUUGAACAAGUCUUCCAUCAUUCAGAAGAUCUCUCUCAAGGAGGCCGAUGCUGUUCGCAAGGGUAGCAAGGAUGAAGUGAAGGUCACAGUCGUCGACUCUAAUCCUCAAGUCAUCAACCCCAAUGGUGGGACCUACUACAAGGGAGACAUCAUCUUCGCAGGUGAAGGUCAAGGUGAUGAGGUUCCCUCGUCGCUUUUCCGCAUGAACCCUCUCCCUCCCUACAACACCACUGUCCUCCUCAACAACUACUUCGGUCGCCAAUUCAACUCACUGAACGACGUUGGCAUCAACCCCAGGAACGGUGAUCUGUACUUCACCGACACCCUUUACGGAUAUCUCCAAGAUUUCCGCCCUGUUCCUGGUCUGCGAAACCAAGUCUACCGAUACAACUUUGACAGUGGUGCUGUGACUGUUGUCGCCGACGACUUCACCCUUCCCAACGGUAUCGGCUUUGCUCCUGAUGGCAAGCGUGUUUAUGUCACCGACACUGGAAUCGCCCUCGGCUUCUACGGUCGCAACCUCUCCUCUCCCGCCUCGGUUUACUCCUUCGACGUGAACCAGGACGGCACUCUGCAGAACCGCAAGACCUUUGCCUACGUCUCCUCUUUCAUUCCCGAUGGUGUCCAUACUGACUCCAAGGGCCGUGUGUACGCUGGCUGCGGUGAUGGUGUCCACGUCUGGAACACCUCUGGCAAGCUCAUUGGCAAGAUCUACACCGGAGCUGUUGCUGCCAACUUCCAGUUCGCCGGAAAGGGAAGGAUGAUUAUCACUGGACAGACCAAGCUGUUUUAUGUCACUUUGGCUGCUGAGGGUCCUAAGCUCUACAACUAG
This is a messenger RNA of Fusarium sp. VM40, 1206 nucleotides long. The record is from the annotation of a GenBank genome assembly. NCBI's taxonomy places the organism in Eukaryota, Fungi, Ascomycota, Sordariomycetes, Hypocreales, Nectriaceae.